UAACGACCCAUCCUUUAGGCCUCCCUAAUUAUUAGUGACGGGUCAUAGCCCAAAGGUUGGGGGCCUAACGUGGUGGGUACUGACUUGGAUCCGACUAUGUCUCGGGUUCAUAUUUCACAUUGAAAUGGUGUAGCUGUUGUGUGUUUUGUCCAUCUCCAACACUUUGCUGCAACUGAUUUAUCAAUUUAAACAGAUGAGUUUUCAAGUUGUAAGCAUUCAAGGUUGUCAGGAGUAGGGUUGAAAUUCCAUUGUAAUCAUAAUGCUAGGGCAAAAUGCCAAGGUUCAAGUCCUAACUGCAGCUGAAUACUAGCAUGUAAUUUCAGAAAUAAUCUCUAUUGUAUUACUCCAACUGGUGCAAUAGAGGCCAUGGAUAAGUUUUUGGAUGAUUUAUUCGCCAAAAGGGGUUCUGUAAGAGAGGGAGCAUUAUCUUCGAUUGUUGAUGGCCUCAAUUUGAACUAUCUCCACCAGUUUGCUGGGAAAAAUUUUGCGACUUUACUAUACCGAUGUCUAAAUUCUUUCAAGAAGGGAUCUUCCAAGGAGAUUGUUUUAGCUUCUCGUGCCCUUGGUCUCUUGUCAAUCACUGUAGGUUGUGGGGAUAAUGCUCAUGAACUUUACAAGGAGUCACUUCCACUUAUAUCACAAGCUCUGAGAUCUAGGACUGAAUCAUUAUUGUUAUCUGUGAUCGACUGUUUAGCUAUUGCCACUUUCGUUGGUGCAAAUGAUUUCGAGGAGACAGAAGCUGCGAUGCAGAUAAUAUGGCACUUUAUUAAUUUGAAACCAGGUGAUAAUGUUGUAGUCAGUAAACAGCCAGCUUCUGUUCUGUCUGCUGCUAUCUCUACGUGGUCACUUCUUCUCACAACUGUCAAUGGCUGGAACCUUAAUCACAAUUACUGGCGGGGAGCAAUUCCCUACUUUCUGAAUCUACUAGAAGUGGAUGAUCAAUCUGUUUGCAUGGUGGCUGGUCAGGCUAUUGCUUUAAUAUGUGAAAUGGGAUUUCUCGAGAAAUUUGCUGGUAAUCUCACGACUGAUGAAAUUAGUUUGAACGAAAAGGGAAAAAACAUUAAGGACCAGGAUUACUCUAUACAAGAAUUACAAGAAAUUGUGAGCAAUCAUGCCAAGAGAGUUUUGAGACAAAAUUCACUUCAGAGUGCAGCUACAAAAACUGUGAAUGGAUGGAGCAACUUUUCCCAGAAUUUUUUGGAAGCUUUAGAGGAUGGUCGUUUUCAUGAAGCUUCUUUGAAGAUUGGCAAACAUAGGUUGCAGUUACAUUCAUUGUCCCAAUUACUGCAGGUUAACUUUAUCAAGCGUUUCCUAGGACGUGGAUUUGUACCUCACAUGGUGGAAAAUGAAUUUCUGCAUGAUGUUUUCAACUUCACACCAAGAAAACAAGAAUCAGGGGUGGAACUCUAUAGUUCUGAGAGAGAAGAGGCGGUUGUCCAUCUUUUUGUGCCUGAAACCAGACAAAGAGAUGGCGAAGAUGACUUUGGGCGGGCUCACAGGCCACAGAGAUCUGCUUACCGCAAAGCAAAGACUCAACUCUUGAACAAGCAGCGCAUGCUAAAAGGGGAAGAACUUCGGCCAUAUGAUGAUUGAUGUUGGAGACAAAGCGCUGCAAUUACGACAUGAAUGUAGUAACUCUACCUUCAGUAGCAUGUUAUGAAUUCUUUGCCUAUUCACAUUUAUGGGCUCUUUGUAAGACUAAUGUUUCUACCAUGCUCUGCAUGUUGUACUUCAUAACUAGAACCAGUUGUGGACAUUAACUUGAAUACUGUGUUUAUCAAUUGCCAAGAUUUCUUAUUCAUCUUUAA
Sesamum indicum (sesame) is the source of this 1808-nucleotide messenger RNA. RefSeq lists its product as uncharacterized. The record is from RefSeq and is a predicted model, not a curated record. Lineage: Eukaryota; Viridiplantae; Streptophyta; Magnoliopsida; Lamiales; Pedaliaceae.